Suricata suricatta (meerkat) is the source of this 1341-nucleotide messenger RNA. RefSeq names its product damage-control phosphatase ARMT1-like. Gene Ontology annotation, cellular component: cytoplasm; nucleus. Gene Ontology annotation, molecular function: phosphatase activity. The coding region runs from base 13 to 1341 and encodes 442 amino acids. Lineage: Eukaryota; Metazoa; Chordata; Mammalia; Carnivora; Herpestidae. The transcript has a single exon. The record is from RefSeq and is a predicted model, not a curated record. Gene Ontology annotation, biological process: DNA damage response.
GGCAACGAGGAGAUGAUGGCCGGGGCUCCGGCGUCCCUCUCGGGACGGGACGUAGGAUCGUUUGCAUAUCUUACAAUUAAAGACAGAAUACCACAGAUCUUAACCAAGGCUAUUGAUACAUUGCAUCGACAUAAAAAUGAAUUUUUUGAGAAACAUGGAGAGAAAGGCACAGAAGCUGAAAAGAAAGCGAUUUCUCUUCUUUCUAAGUUACGAAACGAAUUGCAAACAGAUAAACCAAUUAUCCCCUUUGUUGAGAAGUUUGUUGAUACCGACAUAUGGAAUCAGUACCUAGAAUAUCAACAGAGUCUUGCAGAUGAGAAUGACGGGAAACCCAGAUGGUUUUUCUCCCCUUGGUUGUUUGUGGAGUGCUACAUGUAUCGUAGAAUUCACGAAGCCAUUACCCAUAGUCCACCAAUCGAUGACUUUGAUGUAUUUCAAGAAUCCAAGGAGCAAAAUUUCUUUGAGUCAGAGGAAUCUAUCAUUGCUCUGUGUACUCAUCUGCAGGAGUUGGUGACAACUGUCGAAGACCUAGAUGAAAACCAGCUGAAAGAUGCAUUUUUCAAACUCCUUCAGGUUUCCCUGUGGGGAAACAAGUGUGAUCUGUCUCUGUCGGGCGGGGAGACCAGUUCUCAGAGAACCAAUAUAAUAAAUUCUGUGGAGGAACUAAAACCUUUCAUUUUAGUGAACGACAUGGACCACCUUUGGUCCCUGCUGAACAACUGCAGAAAAGCAAGAGAAAACGCAUCCGUUACUAGAGUAGAUAUCGUCCUGGAUAAUUCUGGCUUUGAACUCGUUACGGACUUAGUAUUAGCUGACUUUUUAUUGUCCUCUCAACUGGCCACUGAGAUCCAUUUUUAUGGAAAAACAAUUCCGUGGCUCGUUUCUGAUAUGACUCUCCACGAUUUUAAGUGGCUAAUUGAACAGAUGAAAGAUUCCCAUCACAAGUGGAUGGCCAAGUGCGGGGCUGACUGGGAAAACCAUAUUCAAACGGGCAGAUGGGUGUACCACGAUCACAUAUUUUGGACGCUUCCUCACGAGUUCUGUGUCACGUCUCAGGUGGCCCCCGACCCCUAUGCUGAACUACAAAAGGCACACUUAAUUUUGUUCAAGGGGGAUUUGAACUACAGGAAGCUGACGGGCGAUAGGAAGUGGGAAUUCACCAUUCCGUUCCGUCAGGCCCUCGCCGGCUUCCAUCCGGCCCCCCUCUGCAGUGUGAGGACCCUGAAGGCUGAGGUCCAGGUGGGGCAGCAGCCUGGGCAGGCCGAGCAGUUGGCAGCUGCCGAGCCCAACUGGCUGACCACUGGGAAGUUUGGGGUGUUGCAGUUUGAUGGUCCGCUCUGA